Molecule: messenger RNA, 621 nt
Organism: Hyalella azteca
Lineage: Eukaryota; Metazoa; Arthropoda; Malacostraca; Amphipoda; Hyalellidae
Exons: 1
Coding region: 1-621 (206 amino acids)
Molecular function (GO): nucleic acid binding; RNA-DNA hybrid ribonuclease activity
Source: RefSeq, a predicted model, not a curated record
AUGCUUGGUGCUGAGCUGUUUGCCAUACACAAGGCCAUGCAGCUUGCCACUGAAGACGUAUCUAUGAAGGAGGAGCCGGUUUUGAUUCUGUCUGAUUCAAGGUCCGCUGUGCAGCUUUUGUCUUGUUCGUCGGGGCUGUCUCACCGCACAGUUGUCUUCAAGAUACAUGAGUUGAUGCUGGUCAAGGGACUUGACAGAGUGGUUAUUUGCUGGAUCAGGGGUCACAGUGGUAUCCGUGGAAAUGAAGUGGCAGACAGGGCAGCAAACCUUGCGCACUCUAAUGACCGCACAGCAAGAUCUCAACUGUGCUUUGAGGAAUGGAUCUUCACUGUGAAGUCACUCACCAAUCAAGAAUGGGCUCGCAAAUGGUCAGAUGACGUACAAGAAACAGGAAAAGGGACCUUCCGAAGAAGUUUGGGACCUGAGAUAUCUUAUGUGGACUAUGGAUCGCUGCCACGCUCAGUUGAAUGCGCUGUGUCACGUCUACGCCUUGGGCAUGCUGGCGUCAAUGCUCAUCUGACCAGAUUCAAUUUAGCUGACUCAAGUAACUGCCCAAUAUGCAAUGUGGAGGGCACAAUCGGGCACCUCAUCCUGCACUGCACACAAUUCAUCAACCAGUGA